Messenger RNA from Rhopilema esculentum, 1566 nucleotides. Its product is annotated as FMRFamide receptor. Gene Ontology annotation, molecular function: G protein-coupled receptor activity. Gene Ontology annotation, cellular component: membrane. The record is from RefSeq and is a predicted model, not a curated record. Gene Ontology annotation, biological process: G protein-coupled receptor signaling pathway. NCBI's taxonomy places the organism in Eukaryota, Metazoa, Cnidaria, Scyphozoa, Rhizostomeae, Rhizostomatidae.
CAAGUCUGUCAAAAUUGAAAUUUUUGUGUGCACCACAAAGGCGACUGGCUAGAUUUCGUCAAUGAAAACAAUCGGUUGUUCGAUUUGCGGAUGCUAGGAAACCGUUUUGAAUAUGGAACUUGGAUUCUAACAGAGUAUAAAGCACACAUCGGGAAAGCUGUAAAUGCUUAUGCUUCGCAUCUUGCAAAAGCCUUCUGAAAGAGUGGAAGGUUUUCCAAAGCUUCGAAAAAGUAAAAGCAAGCACUGAAGACUUCAAACAUGGCGACGCCAAAGCAGUUCCAUUGGAUCAUGAGCGUUCCAGUCGGUGUUAUCAUCAGCAUUUUUGGUCUGAUCGGUAACGCAAUUUCAAUCAUUAUCUGGAAAAGGAUCCUCAAGAAAAAUUUUGGGAGGAACAAAUCAACAGCCAUUUACCUCAUUGCAUUAGCUAUGGCUGACAGUGGUCUGUUGAUAUUUUUUCUUCUUGACGACACACUUCCCAAAAUCUUUCCUUCUCUGUUAAGCUCGAUCUCCUAUUGUUACUUUCACUGCUACGUUGGUUUUCCAUUCUUUUUCUAUUUCAUUGCGUCAAGUAUCUGGCUUGUGGUCUGCGUCACUUUCAACAGGUUUAUAAUGGUUAAUUUUCCUGUGAAGGCUAAAGACUUUUGCUCUCCUUCUCGCGCAUAUCUUGGUAUAAGCAUCACUCUUGCCUUCUGCUUCUUUGUAAACAUUCCACAUUUUCUUAACUUUGAGCCUAGUAAUACUGAUGGAAAUGACACUGAGUGCUUCAAGCCCUCUAAGUACGGAAGCUCAAAGGGUGCUGUCAACUACGAGUUUUGGGUCCACUGCAUUUUCCUCGUCCUGGCUCCCUGGGCUUCAAUAGCCUUUUUCAAUGGAGGCAUCAUUCGAGCACUGCAAAAGAGAGCUGAGCAAGCCUCAAAGAAAUUUUCAAAAUCACGUGAUAGCAAAGAGCACGACCAACAAAUGACCCGAAUGCUCCUGGCCGUUACAUUUACAUUCCUUGUACUACUUGCCUGGCAAUGCAUCACCCAGUGUUUCUUUAUGCUUGGCUACAAUGGAAGAAAAGGCGAGAAAUGGGAUCACGUAGACAAGGCAUUUGCCUUCGCAAAACUUGGUGUCAUCAUCAACUCCUCUGUCAACUUCCUUUUGUACAACCUUAGUGGCUCGAUGUUUCGGAAGGAGCUGCUCACGAUCUUUGGCAGAUCACCAAGCAACAAAUAUCUGUCAGGAUCUUCGGCAAGUGGAGGGACGAAAAUUACAAAUGAAUCUAUCAGCGCUUCCGAGUCACAAAUGUAAAAGGAGAAGAACUCAACUGCUGCAACUAUAAUCAAUCACAUGUUUUUUUGUGGAGCAUAGAGUAUUAGGGUUAUACUUCGCAAUAUACUAGACUGCGAUUUGUCAUUUUUUCAUGUAAUAGCUUUAUGUUACUUUCAGUAUAUUAUUGGAAUACAUAGUUUAGAGGGGCUAUCUUAUUAUAAUUUAUGGUUUACAGUAGAGAUUCGAACGCACUUUUAUAGCCAGUCUGUAAAAGAUCUUGAUGUGGCAAAUAAUAAUUAAAUUUUCGUCGAA